Colletotrichum scovillei is the source of this 1577-nucleotide messenger RNA. Its product is annotated as autophagy protein 8. Bases 232 to 597 code for a protein of 121 amino acids. Gene Ontology annotation, molecular function: phosphatidylethanolamine binding. The record is from RefSeq and is a predicted model, not a curated record. Gene Ontology annotation, biological process: cellular response to nitrogen starvation; macroautophagy. The transcript is spliced from 3 exons. NCBI's taxonomy places the organism in Eukaryota, Fungi, Ascomycota, Sordariomycetes, Glomerellales, Glomerellaceae. Gene Ontology annotation, cellular component: fungal-type vacuole membrane; autophagosome; cytosol.
GACCCCAAGGCACCCCAAAGCAGGCGGCAACCGACCGUCCAUCCUUCUUCUGCCUUUCGCAAACGGCCCCUCGUUACCUCAACUCUCCCUUCUACAUACUCCGACGCAUCAGGCACCACCGGUCGACAAACAUCGAGCCAUCUAUAUCUUGACCCUCGCCCAACUCCCCACGACCAGCCCAUCUGCAAACCCACAACCCACUUCCACUUCACCCACCACAUACCCGUCAUCAUGCGAUCCAAGUUCAAGGACGAGCACCCCUUUGAGAAGCGUAAGGCUGAGGCCGAGCGUAUCCGCCAGAAGUAUUCUGACCGUAUUCCCGUUAUCUGCGAGAAGGUCGAGAAGUCUGAUAUCGCUACUAUUGAUAAGAAGAAGUACCUCGUCCCCGCCGACUUGACGGUUGGUCAGUUCGUCUACGUCAUCCGCAAGCGCAUCAAGCUCUCCCCGGAGAAGGCCAUCUUCAUCUUCGUCGAUGAGGUGCUGCCGCCUACCGCAGCUCUCAUGAGCAGCAUUUACGAGGAGCACAAGGACGAGGACGGCUUCCUUUACAUCACCUACUCCGGCGAGAACACCUUUGGCGACUUUGAGAUGGCUUAAGCCCCCGACUUUCUGACGGUCUAGUCACCUCACGGCUUCAGAAUGUUCCCGGCGUUUCGGUCUGCUAUGUAACGGUUCAGCACUUUUGGAAUGGGUUUUCACACGGUUAUCGGUCUCCCCCGACGAAGCAGGGGUUUAUGAAGAUACGCAGUCACGUUAUCGCUUGGAGUCACAGGAUCAGGUGCAGCCUCCUGACCUGGUCACAGAGAAACUCCUGCGAUGCUUGGGUACAAUCCAAGAAUUGAAGGCUAGCGGAGGACUAUGCAUGGAAAUUGGCUUCACGGAUACUAGGUGGAAACGUUUCCUUAGAUCGCAUAUUCAGUCGCCUUCCAUCACCUCUUACUUUCCUCCCCCUAUUUCUCUCCACCUAUAACUGUCGUGUGGGCUAUGGUGACAAUAUUCUUGGCAUUCUGUAUAGCACUUCAUUCGUUAGCGCGCCGUGCCAAUCCUUGACCUGACCGUUCUUCAAAUUUCUUCUGUAUGAAACCAAACCGUUGCGAUGAUGCCACCCAAAGCUCAGUCAGUAUCAGUAUCGUGAGUGCCAGAGUACAGUUCACACGCUGAACAGUCCAUACGCAGAGAGGAAGGAAAAAGUGAAGCGACACAAAACGUGUCGAAGCUAUGCCAUGCGAGAGAGGAGCCCCUGAAUGAGACGGUCAAAGAGCCGCAAAUUUUGACAUGGAGAAAGGCAUGCGGGAUACACGAGCUCUCCGAGACCCCGACAUUGUUUUUUUCUCUUCGGCUCGCCCCGGCUAUUUCAUGCAUUAAACGCAUCUUCUUUUUUCGUGUUGUUGAGCUUGGAUGCUCGGGCGAACAGAUGGCACGUCUGAGGGUGAGAUGACACGAGCGAGACAUCAGAUUGUUGGAGCUGCAUAGGGGGAGGGAAGAAGGCAACGGACAAAAUACAAAGGCUGUGUGUGAUCUGUAUGGGGCUGAGGUACGUCGUAUUGUGUUCACUCCUUUGUUUGUUUGAUAUGUGG